AUGAGCCCCUGUACACCCGUGCAGCCCUGGGAGCGCUCCUCUGUCCCCAGGGCUGCCACGCGGACUCUGGUGUCAUCUGAAUCCUUCCAGGAGAAUGCCAGGCUUUUCUUCUACGUGCCUCUGCACGAGUUUGGCCAGCAGGCCGGCACUGCCCGCGGCCAGGGGUCCCCGGAUGGAGGCAUGCGCGAGGUGGGCGACUGCGGAGAGUGCCCCCUGCGCCCUCGGGGAUUGCCUCGUUCCCACCUGCCCACCGCGGCUCCGCCCCUGUGCGCCCCGGCAUCCUCUGCGGGCGGGGCGCCCCCGGUGUCAUCCCAGCCGCCCCUGCGCGCCCCGGCGUCCCGCACGCGCUCUGCGCGCGCCCCCGGCGUUCUCUGUGCUCCCGCGCGCCCCCGGUGUCCCGGGGCCCCGCGUCGUCCCAGCAGCCCCCGCGCGCCCCGGGAUCAGCGCACCCUGCGCGUCCUGGGCUCGGCCCCCCGUGCGCCCCUGGUCCCGCGCCCUGCGCGCCCCGGGCAUCAGCCCCCGGGUCCCGGGCUCGGCCCCCCGCGCUCCCCAGGGAUCAGCCCACCGUGCACCCUGUGCGUCCAGGGCCCGGCCCCCCUCGCGCCCCGGGUCCCGCGCCCUCCGCGCCCCGGAGAUCAGCACACCGUGCACUCCCGCUGGGCUUGUCCCGCGCCCUGCGUGUCCCGGGAGCAUUCUACUCGGUCCCCCCGGAAUCCCGCGCGCCCCGGCAGCCCCAGGAGUGUCCCGCCGGGGUGUCCGGCGGAGCGGACACUGCGGGCACGAGGCCGGCACGUGCGUGUUCGCGCCUGGGCAUCACUAGCUUCUGCCCUUCGCGGGGACGUCCGGUCAUUACUGCAUCACGUGGAUGACUACCUGCCCUUGGACUUGCCCCGUAUGGACAAGGUGCAGUGGGAACUUCCCGUCCGCGCAGACCAGGCCGCUCAGUGUGCGCCCUCUCAGUUCGCCAGUUUAGACAGCAUUUUCUCACAAGCACAGGUGUGCUGCAGGUCGGGGGAGAGCUGUGAACACCAGCGUUCCUGGGCCCGCAAGGUGCCCCUGUGGCAAUGCGAGGACCCCCACCAGAACCAGCCUGUCCGCCGGGAAGAAGAGCAGCCAGAGGGCCCUUUCGAAGCGCGUGCCGAGACCGAGGGCCCCUUCGCACGUGCCGAGACCGAGGGCCCCUUCGAAGCACGUACCAAGACGGCGUCUCAGACUUCGGGCAUUUUAGGGGCGGAAGGACUUCAUAGACCUCACCCUCCCAUUUACUUUCUUUUCAUUCUCUUUAUUCCUGUAGGGAAUUUGAAGUACUGCCUUCUGAUUCUCAAUCAGCCCUUGCACAAGUGUUUUCGCCAUCUCUGGAGCAAAGCUGUUUUAAAAGCCUGUGCUGAUGGAGGUGCCAACCGCUUGUAUGACGUCACCCAGGGCCAGCGGGAGAGCUUUCUACCAGAAUUCAUCAACGGGGAUUUUGACUCCAUCAGACCUGAAGUCAAAGCCUUCUAUGCCGCCCAGGGCUGUGAGCUCAUUUCAACCCCUGACCAAGACCACACCGACUUCACCAAAGGCCUUCAGGUGCUGCAGAGGCGGGUCGAGGAGCGGGGCCUGCAGGUGGACGUCAUUGUGGUCCUAGGCGGGCUGGCGGGGCGCUUCGACCAGACCAUGGCGUCCCUGAACACCCUGUUCCAGGCUGCCAGCAUCACCCCGGUGCCCAUCAUCAUCCUCCAGGAGGAGUCCCUGGUCCACCUGCUCUGGCCGGGCAAGCACAGGCUGCUGGUGGACACCGGGCUGGAGGGGGACUGGUGUGGCCUCAUCCCUGUGGGGGAGCCGUGCAGGCAUGUGACCACGACGGGCCUCAAGUGGAACCUCACAAAUGACCCGCUUGGUUUUGGAACCCUGGUCAGCACCUCCAACACCUACGACGGGUCUGGCGUGGUGACUGUGGACACGGACCGGCCGCUCCUCUGGACCAUGGGCAUCAAACACUAG
This is a messenger RNA of Elephantulus edwardii (Cape elephant shrew), 1983 nucleotides long. RefSeq lists its product as uncharacterized. NCBI's taxonomy places the organism in Eukaryota, Metazoa, Chordata, Mammalia, Macroscelidea, Macroscelididae. Bases 1 to 1983 code for a protein of 660 amino acids. Gene Ontology annotation, biological process: thiamine diphosphate biosynthetic process; thiamine metabolic process. The record is from RefSeq and is a predicted model, not a curated record. Gene Ontology annotation, molecular function: ATP binding; thiamine binding; thiamine diphosphokinase activity. The transcript has 13 exons.